AUGUUUACAGGUGAAAACAUUCAAUUUCUUUAGUAAUUACAUUAGUUGAAGGAAAUAUGCAAGAUAGGAGAGGGUAGUUUUGGUAAAGUCUAUAAAGCAAUUGAUUUAACAGACAAAUCCAUUUGUGCAGUCAAGGUUAUUUCGAAAAUCGUUUACAAUAGUACUACUCCUGAAUAGGAUAUCUAUUUAUAAUUGAAUCAUCCCAAUAUUGUGAGAUGCAAAAGAACUUCAGAAAACAAAAAAUACUAUUAUAUAAUUAUGGAAUACAUGGAAGGUGGCACUUUAGCCUAGAAAAUGAAAGAGAAACAAUUGAAUGAUCAGGAAGCAGCAGUUAUCAUGAAAUCAAUUUUGGAAGGAGUGAAUUACCUGCAUGAUAGAUCAAUUAUCCAUAGAGACAUUAAACCAGAAAACAUCAUGUUGACAGGAACAAAUGUUAAAAUUGCUGAUUUUGGAUUGAGUUUUCGAUUCUCAUCCAGCGAAGGCAAUUUUCAUAAAUUAUUAAAUAAAAAAUGCGGAACUAUUAUUUAUAUGGCACCAGAACAAUUUACUGAAAAAUAUUACAGCAAAUAAGUCGAUGCCUGGAGUUGUGGAAUUAUACUCUAUAUGCUUUUAAAUGGAGGAAUGCAUCCCUUCUAUAAUAAGGAUGACACCAAAUAUGAAUUCAUUAAGAAGAUCCUCAAUCCUUCAAUUGAUAUCCCAUUAAAUAUAUCUCCUUUGGCUAAAGAUCUAUUCUUUAAAUUGAUCAAUGUCAACCCAAUAGAUAGAUACAAUGUAAGUCAAGCCUUGAUGCACCCAUGGAUUACAAGGAAGUUUCAUGAAAAGAUUCCACUCACCUAUUAAUAGUAAUUGGACUAGUUCUUAAAAGAAUAACAAAUUCGAUAGUAAUUUAAGUUAUUAUUCUUCUUGCAAUAUAUCUAUCAUAAUUCACCAAGAGCCUAAACCUUUUAAGAUAGUGUGAAAGAGGGAGGACAAGAGAAUUCAAUUCUUUAGUAAAAUCAAACAAGUGCAAGUCCAACUCAAAAUAAGUUUAAGAUCUUGUAGAUAAAUAACAAACAUAAAAAUUAAUGCCACACAACUCCUAGGACAGAUUGUUAAGGAAAGUUUCUAGAUUUUUCAUUAACAUAGAAGACUAAUUUUAAAAAAUCAAUGGAGAAUAUAUUGGUAUUUGAAAAGGAUAAAUGCGAAAAAAGUUAGAAUUUUUCAGCAAGAUCUUUGAAGCAGAGAUCAACUCAAAUGGUUAACAAAUAUUUUAUACCUACUUCGUUUUAAGAGUCUUUUGGAGUUCCUAAUAAAAUGAAACUUAAAUAGCAUAAAAGAGUACUACCUCCAUUAAAAACAAAAUGA
This is a messenger RNA of Paramecium tetraurelia, 1344 nucleotides long. RefSeq lists its product as uncharacterized. The transcript has 5 exons. Gene Ontology annotation, biological process: protein phosphorylation. Gene Ontology annotation, molecular function: protein kinase activity; ATP binding. NCBI's taxonomy places the organism in Eukaryota, Ciliophora, Oligohymenophorea, Peniculida, Parameciidae. The record is from RefSeq and is a predicted model, not a curated record.